CCUUACAUUUUGGGUUAUUUACUUCUUUUUAACGUGUUUGACGAGGGCAUCUUGUAUUUAUAUUACACUAAAGAAAUCAUAAUCAUGAGCACAGCAACAAGGAAGGAUUGCUUUUAGUAAUAGUUAUUAAUAUUUCCUAAAUGGUGAAUAUUUCGUCAUGCGUAGAAGGGUUUUAGCUGUUGUUCUGAUGUAAACAAAACAACACUUUUCUUAAAUUUCUUGUUAAACAUAUCAAUGUGAUUAGUUAACUCAUACAAACCAUUUUAUUAAUAAACCAAAAAAAAACUAAAAAAUAAGUUAAAACAACUGUUUUGCGAACAGCAUGGCGCGCCCGUGUUUUCUUGGUAUAUGGCCAUGCAUCAUAUUAAAUACUCCAUUGUAGACAGAUACUCUGCGUGAGUUUGUUAACAUAUAAUUAAAAGUUUAUAUUAUUAAGAAAGUUGUCAAUAUUGAACGACUAUUUCCAUUUAAUACAUCGGUGAUUGAAACUCAUACUACGAAACCACUCCUUAUGAUCUUCAUGUGAAGUGUCUUAAUUAGCUUCAUAAUUUCUUAAUUGUUGUGAAAAUUGUCUGAUAACGUUUGUAUAUCCUGCUUAAUAUCACAGUCAAUUUUGAAGCAGAAAAUAUGGAUACUAUAUUUUUCAUUUUUAAAUUUGUUUUUAUUCUAUUGUUUCUACCUAGUCACCAGUGUGCAGAGCCAAAGGUCGUUUCUGUCAUUCCCCAAUUCCCGGACAACGUUACCAUCCCAGACUCGGAUUGUGAAAGAUGCCUGGUGGGAACGGUUGGCGUCUACAUUAACGUGGAAUGUGUUGUUCUUGGAAUAAGCAAGAAAGACCUGAUCCUUGCGUUGAAGCUGAAAAGAAAUGGACAAGAUGUCCCCAAUGUUAAUGUGGACGAUUAUCCAUUUUAUCGAGCAUUAUAUUCGUACAUGCCGAGUGAAGAUGAUACAGAUCAUACCGUUACUUGCGAGGCUACUCAAGAUGGCCAACAACCCAAAAUAGUAUCAAUCACUCUGCUCGUUUUGCGGAAACCAUCGAUACCUACAAUAAUGCUGCCGGAAUCGAUCAAAGAAGGAAAGCAUGCACCUAUUAUUUGCAAAACCUUCAAUGCCAGACCUGAGCCAAGACUCUACUUCAUGUACAAUUCCACAACUUACAAUACAAGCAACAGCUUUUCCAAAAUGAAAGGCGAUAAAACAGUUGAUGUGAAAACAAUAUUAGACAUCACUUUCAGUCGAUAUGACAAUUCAGGGAGUUUAACUUGUUGUGUUGAGUUUAGAGAGUAUGACAAGAACACACCGAAAAUAAAAACAAAUUACUCGACUUCUGCCUUUGAUGUUUUAUUCCCACCGAAGUUUAUACAGCUUGAAGAAUUAAACAGAACAAACGAUGAAGAAGGUAAUACGAGUCUCCGGUUGCAGUGUACAAGCGACGUAUCUAAUCCAGUUAGUAAAAUAAGAUGGAACAUUGAGUCCAAUUUUCAAUAUGAAUCCUCCCAGGAAAAGGAAAAGGAUGAACAAUUGUCUGGAUUUGUAAGGACUAUGAUGUUAUCUGCCAACCUCACUCGACAUAACAAUGGAGAACAACUAUCAUGUUACAUAGAAAAUCCUGAGUUCCCAGAGAUCAAAGUAAUCAAAACCUAUAAAAUCAACAUUACUUACAAGCCGUUCAUCGGUUUUUCUCCCAGUUCUCCAGUAACAACCUACGUGGAUGACAGUAUAAGCGUUGUAUGUCAAUGUGACGCAAACCCAGCAGCUGAGAUAGUCUGGUCAAACACUUCCUCGAAUAAAAUAGGUAAAAGGAAUGAAGAUAGCCUAGAACUGAACUUGCAAUAUCACUCAACUGGUCGCCAUAAUUUCACGUGUAAUGCGAAAAACACAAUUGGUUCGGCGGUAAAUGAAGUUUUCAUCUUGGUCAAAGAAAAGCCAUUUAAAACAACAAUACCGAUGCCAAGGCCUACGUCAUCAUCCACCGGUAAAAACAACUCUUCCUCCAUGUUGAUCGGUAUCAUUUGCGGCUGCCUAGCGGUGCUAAUUAUUGUGUUAGUAGCUGUCGGGUGCGUGGUGUUAUCUAGAAGAAGAAAGAAAACCCCGACGAGAGAAGGUUCUUACAGUGUGCAUAUUCAGGAGCGACAACCGAGUUUUCAACCGCUAGGUCCUGUGUACGACAAUCUGGCUGGUUCCAAUAACGGUGAUGCUCCAUCUGAAGCUAUUGCUGAACCAGUUGAGUACGCCUGUGUUGUUAAAAAGGAAGAGAGACAAACUACAAAACCUCAGGCCGAGGAUGGAGCACUCAUCUACGCUGAUCUUGAUCUACCUGCAGAGGGUUCCACACGAGGGAAGCCAGCAGUGAAUUUAGACGUCGGAACAACAUACGUGUCAAUCGAUAUUGCUCAGACAGCUAAAAUGAAAGGAUCUGUGUUAAACGAUUAGUUACAUGAGUUUCCUCGUGGAAAAUGACCCGAUUAUUAUUUGUUAAUUGAUGUAGCGUUGCUAGAUUUGUAUUUUACACUUUGAUCACUUAUUAUGCUUUGUAAGCCUAAUGUGUUUCUGUUAACAUAGUUCUGCUCCCUUUUAAUUGGUUGAGACCGAGGUCACAUAUACUUAAUAUAUAAUAAAUUUAAUCCUAUACAGAACCCAAGUGCGAACAUUAAUCACACAUAAGAACUGAAGCUAUAACAAUAGCAUUGAUUAUAUUCAUUUUGCUUAUCACUUUAUGUAUUUGUAAUGGGUCGUAACCGAUGUUGUUAAAACUAGUCGCCAAAUCAUUGUUCAUGUCCAUACUGAUAAAAUUUUGCUAUGCUACAUUACAAUGCUUUUUUAUAACUUUGUUUUCCUAAUUAUAUUGUGUUAAUGUUCUCUUAUGUCAUAACGUAUGAGUGUGACCUAUAUUCAACCUGCAUGUAGACACUUCAUUUUCUAAACCAAAUUAAAUCUGAUCAAAAUGUCACAAUGUACAAUUAAGAUUUGCACUGAAGGCAGCAGUGAAACAAAGUCAGUUAGCAGUAACGAAUUAUUCGUACUGUAUUUACAUACUUUAACGAAUUAUUCGUACUGUUUUUAUAUACUUUAACGAAAUAUUCGUAUUGUUUUAUAUACUUUCAAAUAUACUGUAUCGUACUGAU
This is a messenger RNA of Mya arenaria, 3125 nucleotides long. RefSeq lists its product as uncharacterized. Lineage: Eukaryota; Metazoa; Mollusca; Bivalvia; Myida; Myidae. Gene Ontology annotation, cellular component: cell-cell junction. Gene Ontology annotation, molecular function: cell adhesion molecule binding. The record is from RefSeq and is a predicted model, not a curated record. The coding region runs from base 628 to 2433 and encodes 601 amino acids. The transcript has 12 exons. Gene Ontology annotation, biological process: cell-cell adhesion.